Fusarium odoratissimum NRRL 54006 is the source of this 921-nucleotide messenger RNA. RefSeq lists its product as uncharacterized. Bases 1 to 921 code for a protein of 306 amino acids. The record is from RefSeq and is a predicted model, not a curated record. NCBI's taxonomy places the organism in Eukaryota, Fungi, Ascomycota, Sordariomycetes, Hypocreales, Nectriaceae. The transcript has a single exon.
AUGGCUCCACCAAAGAACAUCCUCAUCGUUGGCGGAACAGGAACGAUCGGCGGGUACAUCGCGCUCGAGGCUCAUUCCCGCGGCUACGCUGUGACCAUUGGUGGUCGCAAGUCAGUCAAAGGCGUCCCCAUUCUAGAGGAUCUACCAUUCAUCAAAGCCGAUUAUGUCGCGGGCGAAUACACUUCAGAAAUACUCUCAGCCUUUGACAGUAUCGUCUUCUCAGCAGGCGCCGACAUGCGACACGUGCCUGAGAACACCUCAGCGGAUGAGUACUACCUACAGUCGGCCAACAGUGCAGUCGAGUUUGCUCGACUAGCCCGAGACGCCGGAGUCAGGAGAUUGGUGCAUAUUGGCAGCUUCUAUUGGCACAUUGCACCGGAGCUGAUUGAAAAGACGCCCUACAUCCGAUCACGAAAGAUGGCUGCUGAGGGCAUUGCUUCGCUAUCAAGGCCCGGAUUCUGCGCUUGCAGUCUGGAUGCACCAUGGGUCGUCGGAACGGUACCAGGCAUGCACUCCCCUAUUUUUGCCGCCUACGUCCAGUUCGCCGAGGGCAAGCUCGGUAUGGGACCCUCAGUGAUCGAUGCAAACUCCAACUUUGUUUCUAUCCAAGCUCUGGCGACGGCAGCUAUUGCCGCGCUUGAGAAGAGCGAGGCCGUGUCCGGCAGAACAAUCCUCAUCGGGGGCGAGAACAUGACAUUCGCGGAAUUCUUUAGCCUCAUCUUCUCUGCUGUGGGCAACAAUGUACCAGUCUCGGUCACGGACCAGGAACAUCCUCUGAUGCCGGAGUCAGCUCUUUGGGCUGGGCGUAAGAUUAAGGUUUAUGAGCCUGAUGCUGAGGAGGAAUCUCUGCUUGAUGGAUAUCGUCGAUUUGGUGUUCGAGAUGCAGUUGAGCGAGUAGUUAAAGAAUAUCGUUCGUUAUAG